AUGGACCCGCCGGCCAAGGAGGGGCCGCUCUUCGUGCAGCAGAGCCACAAGUUCGGCGCCAAGCGAUGGAAGAAGAACUGGUUCGUGCUGUACCCGGCGAGCCAGCACGGCGUCGCCCGCCUCGAGUUUUUCGAGUGCAAGGACCAGGCCGGGGUGCCCGAGAAGCUCAGCAGCAAGCGACUGGACAAGAAGAUCGUGCGGCUGGCCGACUGCAUCAGCGUGGCGCCCGCCGCCGAGAGCGGCCCCCGGGACGGCACCGCCGCCUUCUGCCUGGAGACCAGUGACAGGAGCUACCUGUUCGCGGCCGACAAGCAGCAGAGCGAGGAGUGGGUGGCGAAGCUGUGCGAGAUCGCCUUCCCAGGAAAUAGCCCCAGCAAUGCCAGUGUGACAGGCCGGCGCAGCAGAGAGGGCGGUGGGGAGGUGCCAGCCCUGGAAAUGGCUGUGAACUCCAUCUACUACUCACGGGAUGAAGCAAACAUCUUCCGGGUGACGGUGCAGCGGACAGAGGCUGCAGAGCGUUGCGAGCUGCGUGGUGCCUACGUGCUCAAGGCUGAGCGUGACAGCCUCGUCCUGAAGGACCCACAGAUGAAGGAGACCCUCUAUGUAUGGCCCUAUCGGCUGCUUCGGAGAUACGGCCGAGACAAGGUGAUGUUCUCCUUUGAAGCUGGCAGGCGCUGUGAUUCUGGCCCAGGGAAUUUCACCUUUGAGACCAAGCAGGGCAAUGAGAUCUUUCGCCUGGUGGAAGCCUCCAUCCGGGAGCAGAAAGCACAGGUGGAGGAGAAUCGGCAAAGCUGCGAUUCGCUGGAUUCAGACAGUCCCAGCAUGGUACUGAUCCGCCAGACCCUGGCUGACUCCCUGAGCCUCGAGCUGCCUGCAGAGGGGGACAGCACUGUGGUACCCAAAGCAGGGCUGGUACCCAGGCCCUGUCCUGUGGCGGAGGAGAGAGAUGCUGCCUCUCUGCUGAAGACCCGGAUUCUGCCAGAGCCCCCCGUGCCACAAGCCAAGCCUGUGGUCCCAAGCACACCUCCACGCUCUCCUCUGCCAAAAGUGCCCCGAGCCGUGCUGCCGGCUGAGGACCCAUCCAGUGUGUACUCGGAGCCUCUGGACUCGGUGAAGGGCUUCCGGUCCCAGCUGGACCCGCUGUACGCAGACCCCAUAGAUAGCAAACCUGGAAGCAAGGCCAAGGUGCCCAGCGGAGCCCUGGAAGAAACAAAGCUCCGGGUGCCAGUGCCAUUGUACUCAGGCAUGUAUGAGCAGGUCCGGGCUGAAGGGGGGAGUCAGCUGCUGGCACCACCAGCACAGAAGGAUCCCAUCUAUGAUGAGCCUGAAGGCUGUGCCCCCCGCUCUCUCUCCCCCUCUGCUUGUAUCUAUGAUGAAGCACGGCCCACAGACAAGGCCUGGCGUACCCAGGGCCACGAUGGCAAGAGCGGCUAUGAGUAUCCCUACAACCCCAGCACGGACGACUACUCAGUACCUGUCUUCAAGACCAAGGGACCCAAGCCAGUGCCUGCCCCCAAACCACCGGCACCAUUUAUCCUUAAAGGUGCUGAGAGAAGCAUGGACCCCAGCAGGCGACAGGUGAACCCCACUCCUGAGAGGAUAGUCAUCAAACCCAGCCUUAAUAACAGCAACAAUAACAACGUGGAGGUGCUGUACAGCCACGUGGUGAAGCCCCAACAUGUGCAGAAGAAGGAGCAGUCUGUGGAUGAGAACAACUUAUCACCUGUCUACGAGGACCUAGGAGAGAUAUAAUGUGCUGCUGCCCUGCCUGCCAGGGAAGCACUGUGGGCCCAGACCUCCUGAUGAGCAGCCUGGGCUGCUGUCCUUCAUGGAUCCUGUGGAUGAGCUUGGGCAUGGGGAGUGUCCUGGAUGAGGCAGUGCCCCUCUGGCCUUACCAGUGCUGGAGGUCCUUUGCACAGCUGAGAGCAGGAGGGCUAUGGCUGAUGCAGUUGCCAGGGUGCUUCUCUGGGUCUGGAGCUGGCUCCACAGUUACCUUCCUGACCUAGCAGGAGGAGAUAGCUGCAUCUUUCCAUGCCUGCUGCUGAGGAUCCCAAGCCUGUGGUUCUGUUCUGGCUCCCUGUCCAGCCAGGCCACAAGACUGGGAUGCCUGCGGCAGUACGUGGCCUGCUCUUUGUGGAGGACUACUCACUGUCACUAUUUCCACAAAUAUUUUUAUACAAAAUUAUUUUGAUAUUAAAAUCUGUGUUUUGGAAUGA
Rhea pennata is the source of this 2216-nucleotide messenger RNA. RefSeq names its product docking protein 1 (gene DOK1). Gene Ontology annotation, cellular component: cytoplasm. The record is from RefSeq and is a predicted model, not a curated record. Bases 1 to 1752 code for a protein of 583 amino acids. NCBI's taxonomy places the organism in Eukaryota, Metazoa, Chordata, Aves, Rheiformes, Rheidae. Gene Ontology annotation, biological process: positive regulation of MAPK cascade; cell surface receptor protein tyrosine kinase signaling pathway; Ras protein signal transduction. The transcript is spliced from 5 exons.